Messenger RNA from Lolium rigidum, 1045 nucleotides. RefSeq names its product elongator complex protein 6. Gene Ontology annotation, biological process: tRNA wobble uridine modification. Bases 1 to 765 code for a protein of 254 amino acids. NCBI's taxonomy places the organism in Eukaryota, Viridiplantae, Streptophyta, Magnoliopsida, Poales, Poaceae. The transcript has 5 exons. Gene Ontology annotation, cellular component: elongator holoenzyme complex. The record is from RefSeq and is a predicted model, not a curated record.
AUGGAGGAGUACGGCGGCGGGGGAGACCUGCUGAGCGAGGCGAUGUGCUCCGGCGCGCGCGUGGUGGUGGUGGAGGACUGCGUGGACGCGCCCGGCGCGUUCGUGCUCCACCUCCUCCUCAAGCGCGCGCUCGCCGGCGGCGGCGGCGGGGGCGCGGCGCUCCUCGCCCUCGCGCAGCCCUUCUCCCACUACGACCGCGUGCUCCGCAAGAUGGGCUGUAAUCUAUCUGUGCAUCGGAAGAGCGAGAGGCUUCAUUUCUUCGACUUGCAGGCGUUCCCAGGGGGGACAUCGGGAAGUGGCAUUGCUGAUAGCUUAGCUCAGCUGUAUAACGGCGUUCGGAGAGCGGUGGAGGCAAGCAUGGCAAAAGAAAGCGAUGGUCGGUUCACGGUCAUGAUAGAUGAUGUUUCGCUGUUGGAAGUAGCUGCUAAUGGUUCUGCGGAUCACGUCUUGGACUUCCUGCAUUACUGUGUCACGCUCACGUCUGAGAUGAAUUGCUCACUCGUGGUCCUUGUUCAUGAGGACAUAUAUUCAAGCAAGGAUGGUGUGAGACUUCUUUUGCAUCUGCGCUACAUUGCGGACCUUGUGAUUAGAGCCGCGCCUUUGAGCACCGGUUUGGCUGCUGACGUUCACGGACAGCUUUCCGUGGUUAACAAGGGGAUGAUGCUCAGCGAGCAGAGGCUGGCGAAAGGACAGAAAGUUUGGAACUUCCAUUUCAAAGUGAAGGAGAAUGGCGCGGAGUUCUUCUACCCAGGAAGCAGGCAUUAGGAUUUUUACUGCAGGCUCGCAAUUCUUGCGCUCUUCUUCUUGCCUUUUACUCCCCUUGUGCGUGUAUCCGGGAGGAGGUGUACUCAAUACUGUACUGUAAAAGACACUGCAAAGAACUUCAGUACCAGAACAUUCAGUUACCUUAGAGUGGAAAUGUAUCUUUUUGACUUGACAACACCACCAUGCCAUCAACUGCUGCAGUUACUUUAGCUCUAUCAAGAUUUACAUGCAUGAUUGAUCCAAUAAACCGCUGUCGUAGCUGGCUUGCUCCUCCUUAAAA